UUGGAAGAAGACGAUACUCGGCUAUGGCAAAGGCAUCGGCUUUAGAAAGUACAGAAAAGGACAGGUAUUUGGCACGAAUCAAACAUCUGGAGGAGCAGUUGGCGAAAUGUGAGCUUUCCUGUGAAGAAGAGGAGAAGAAGAAAGCUGACAAUCUUCUUCGGCUCAGCAAGCUGCAGGAGAACAAAGUCAAGAUUCAGCGCUUGAAAAGUGCAGUUUCUGAGGAAGAGAAGGAAAUACGUAACCUGUACAAGCAGCUGAAGGUUGAGCGUUGUGCUGCCAGAGAGGCCGGAGAGAACAGCGAGGCCCGGCAGCAGAGACACGCCCUGCACAAACUCCACAUGCAGGAGAACAUUCAGCAGCUGGAGGCCAAGGCAGCGAUGGAGGCCGUGGCGUUGGACGACAGGGAGGAGAAACUGACGUCCAUGCGCCAGGAGGUGUCUGGCUUGGAGACGAUGCAGAAGCAGGUGGCCGAGCAGGAGGAGACGUACAGGAGCAUCAUCUCCAGCAUGAGGACCCAAGCAGAGGCUGAGGAGCUAAAUCACGCUGACAAAUAUCUGGAGAAGAUGGAGUCUUGGCUAAAGCAGAAAGUUGUGGAAAUGGAGAAGCCAACGCAAGGCCAAUGCUUGAUCGGUGAUGUGGAGGAGAAGGUGGUGCUGUUGCAAGGAGAGCUGGAUGAGUUGGAAGGCAAAAUUGCUGUGAUGCUUUCCAGGAAAGAGACAAAGGCUCUGAAGAAACUGAAACAGCAGAGAUCUGCCUUAGAGACGGACGUGUCUCUGAAAAGGAGGGAACUCAGUGAGCUGCUUGCAGAGAGAAACAGCGUCCGGUCCUCGGAGGCUGAAGCUGCAGCUGCAGCUGCCCGUCAGGACCAGAGCUCAGGCGAUGAGGAGCGCCGGCGACAAGCGGCCGCCCUCAGAGAGCUGGAGGUGGAGCUGCAGGAGCAGAGAAGCACGAAGCAGCAGCUGGGGGACGGGAUUCAGGAGGCCGCCAUCAUUCUGAGACACACCCUGCAGCAAACGGACACGGCGUCUCAGACUGGGAUGAUACGGAGGCUGGUGGAGAUCCUGGACAGCUACGCCCCCCAGGGACAUGGAGGACAGUCCUCUCAUGUCCCGGCUGAGGGAGGACGCAGUGUGCAGUACAGACGCCGCCGCACUCAACUUCAGACAGGAGCAGCGUCUCAGUGUCAGCAGCAGAUGGAGACAAACUACCAGGAACUAGGUGGAGGUUCCAUCCUCCAUCAUCAUCACCUCCAGCAGCAUGUGGUUCAUCAUGAUGCUGCCCUUCUGCUGCUGAGGCUUCAGCUGCGCACUCUGGUGGGGCCGUGCCCCACCGGCCCCUAA
Molecule: messenger RNA, 1340 nt
Organism: Cololabis saira (Pacific saury)
Lineage: Eukaryota; Metazoa; Chordata; Actinopteri; Beloniformes; Belonidae
Product: myosin-9-like
Exons: 10
Coding region: 24-1340 (438 amino acids)
Source: RefSeq, a predicted model, not a curated record